This is a messenger RNA of Anisakis simplex (herring worm), 570 nucleotides long. The record is from the annotation of a GenBank genome assembly. NCBI's taxonomy places the organism in Eukaryota, Metazoa, Nematoda, Chromadorea, Rhabditida, Anisakidae.
UAUGCACCAUAUGAUGGUAUACUUGGAAUGGCGAACGGCUUGACAUCCCCGCUUGGUUAUGCACAACCGAUGGAGCAAAUCUUCCAUAGUUCCAAAUGUCCUGAGAAGGUGUUCGCGUUCUGGAUGAACCCAAAUGAAGAGUCAGAAAAUGGUGGCGAGCUGACGCUUUGUGGCAUUGACCACUCACAUUAUACGGUCACCUUUAGCACUGGUGAGUUGGCAUGGAUUCCGGUCAUCUCAUCAAACGCUUGGCAAGUUCCAAUAGAUGCUGUCAACAUUGGCGAUCAAGUAAUAGGCACACAAAUGGAAGGUUUGUUUGACACUGGAAGCGCUCUGAUAGUCGUACCAUCUGCCCAAUAUUAUCAGAUAGUAGCUGCUGUGGGUGCUCAGUAUGACGGUGAGCGAUUCUGGACAUACUGUAUGUAUGUUGACUGGCAAUUACCGCUAACUUUCACAUUCAAUGGAAAACAAUACGAUAUUCCCGCUAGUGCUUAUUGGUUGACGGUGAGGAAUGGUUAUCUUAUUAUUCACCACAUUGAAAUUCAAUGCGAUAUGCUUGAUCGCCCAUGA